UCCAGGCGGUUGGUGCUGCCCUCGCCCUCUAGGGGCCGCCGUGCUUCCGGAAAGCUUGCCGGUGGCUCUGUUGCCAGGAGACCGUUGCCCGGCAACCGCGUGUACACCGGCCCCUAGCGUGCUGGCUCUGACAGACAUGGCGACCUCCAGCUCCUCCUCCAGCUCGUCCUCGGAGACGUCCCGGGAGACCGUGAUAUCGGUGACGCCGGUGCAGCUGCCCCCGACGCCGCCGCCGACCUCCACGGCGAUCCUCAAGUCGCCCACCGAGUCCAAGUCGAGCUCGUCCAACACGCCGCCGCAGUGGACCUGCUCCGAGGACACGCUGCCCUCGGCCGCCUUCUACGGGCCCCUGGACGCUAAGAACCCGCUCCUGGCCUCUUGCGAGAAGGAGACCCGGGAGCUGCUGGGCUUUAUGAAGAAGAAGAAGCCUCUAGCCAUCACGGAGGAACAGAAGCACGAGUUCCAUCGGAGGUGUGCCACUACUCUGUUUAAUAUCUGGACCAAGUACGCCCCCAGGCUGCCGUCUGACUACUACAACGAGAAGCUUCUGAAGGUUGGAGACAGCCUGUGUCAAAUGAAAGAAUACAAGCUCGCUCUUCUGCAGUGCUAUGGGAGGUAUCUCCAGCAGUUCACUACUGACUUCGAUGAGUACAAAGAGGAUGUGAAUCAGUUCAAAUCUGUCUUUUUCCCCAAAGGCUUUGGAGAUGAAACUGCUGGGCUUACGUUUCACGCUUUGAGUGGCAAAAACAUUUGCAGCUAUGAGCUGGUCUGUGAAAGCGAUGCCAACCUGCAGAAUAAAGAGUCCGUGAGCCAGUGUCUCCACAUCCUGUCGUCCCUGCGGCUCAUCAUGCAGGUGGCUCUCCCGCAGGAGCACCUUUGCUGGAUCCUCUUCAACGGUACCAUUUACAUUUACACCAUUUGCCGAAAACUGAUGAUCAUAGGGCAAGCUUCCAAGGCCUUAGAGUACCUGCUGUGGGCCAGCGUGUGCAUGGAGUCCUCUGUCCCGCUCCUGUCCGUCAGGUACCUGACCUGGAGAGCCACUCUCUACACGGCCGUCUGCCAGUGCCACUACGACUGCCAGACUGGCAUCCACGGCGAGGCAUUUGCUCGACGUGCAUUAGCUAAAAUUGAUGAGUUAAGGCAACUGGAAUUAAUGAGUUCCUCCCAGUGUCAGGAAGAGUCCCGAAAAUAUUACAGAGAGGCCACGAUAAAGAUGGCUGUGAUGAUCUUCAAAAGGGGAGUGUAUGAGUCUAGAAGAAAAAGCAAAGCUGUGUUUAGACCGAAGAUCAGAAUUAACCUAAAGGAAGCCCAGAGUAUGGUGUGGCCACGGACGGUCACGGAACGGCUGCUGGAUGAGCUGUUUGAUAGCACCUCGUCCCGCUUUCUGGCUGUCCUGGAAGCUCUUUCUGACUCAAGCAGGCGGAUCCUGCAGACCGGACCUCUGGUCACGGAUGAAGUGGAGCUCCGCGAUGUUGUCUUAGAACUCUUCAUGGCUGGGAAAGAGCUCUUGAUUCUUUCAAAUGUUAGUACACAUGGAAAACUGGAUUUCCCAACAACGAGUCUCCUGGAGCAUGUGGUGGAAAGGAAAAACGUCAUUUCUGCACUCGCUGCUGUAAAAUUUGCAAAGCUGGCUUUCACUUACGAGGAAUGGGGAUUGUUUGAAUCACUAGCUGGACAGCUUAUUUACUUUCUCCAGAAGCAGGAUAGCGUCGAAUUGAAGAAAGCAGAGAAGGAUUUAAUUCUUCUGGUCGCAGUAGAGCCACUGAUCAAUUUAAAGAAAAACAAAGGCUCGAUCUUCCCUCUGGAAAAUGAUAAGCAGGCACAGCCCAUUCAAAUUUAUCUAAAACAUAUUGCUUGUCAUGAGUCCUGUGUGAGGAGCUGUGGGUACUCAGAAGACAUUUUUCACUUGGCGGCCAUUCUUCAUUACUGUGUGUGCUCCCCUUCCAAGGGUAUUCAGCCUGAUAAGGACAUCGUUGUGGACACAAUAACAUUCUUAUGGCAGAAAUGCAAGCUUGGGAUUCAGAGGAUCAACGUGUCCAAAAGCGACUUUGCAAAAUAUUCUCACAAGAUCAGCACCAACAAAUGGGUUUAUCUCCUGUGGCACAUAAGUGAAGUGAUUCACUGCUAUCAACUGGAAGAUUUGGACAUUGUGAUGGUGUCAGAGAUCACCUUACGAAUAACUGAGAUCUUAGAGUCUUUGGGGAGCCCCAAAAGAAAAUUCAGAAAAUCUGCAGAAUUAUCUGCAAAAAAAGGGCCUGAGGAGUUCCCGGGGACUCCAAAGGGGAUCCCGGAAGUCCUUCCAAUAUUAAAGCGAGCACCCUCGGAACAGCUGUUUUAUGCAUAUGAACUCCUCGAUAAAGCCAUCGCCGGGAUGAACUGGAACUCCAUGUUAACUACUCUGUCAGAUGGAUCAUCAACAAUUGACCAUUGCUAUGUCAAGUACUCUCAUGACACGGAGGGGGAUACUUACAAGCCAAUCGCACCGAAUAGCUUCAUGAUGGAUCUGCAUCUCGAAUUAAUCCAAGCCCAGCACCGCAUAGCCGUUGUACUUCUUGACCAAUUGCAAGUUUUGCAGACUCACACUGUUAGCACAAAUACCAAAGGCUGGGAAAAGUUAAAGGAACCUAGACGUCCUGCGUGUUUCUCAGAGUCAACUGUCAGGAAUAAAAUAAAGAAGAACAAGUUGUCGAAAGCCUGCUACCUGAUGCAGAAGGCUCUCUUACUGUUCGAGAAAGAUGCAGAAUGUGCAACUCCCUGGAAGUUGUUGAUGGAAGCGUAUGCCUUAAUUGAGAAGAUCGAGGCGGAGCAGAACGCCCUAUAUUCCUAUCAGAAGUACCUGGAGAGUUCAAAAACAAAGAAGAGCAGACUCCCUCCCCCGCCCAUCCUGCUGGCCCGAACCCACUGCUCCGUGACUCUGAAGCCUGCCCCGUUUAUUUCAGAUGUUAAGGUGUCCUGGUACUGCAUCCUGGGGUGCAAAGCAGGUGGAAGCUACAGCAAAGUCAGACUGAAUAACAACCACCUCCCCAACUCAGGAGAAGCGAUUCCAGCCGACGGCAGAAGCACCUUUGAAAUUAAAGGGUUAGAAACCAAUGAAAAGUACAUAUUUGCCAUCGCGGCUUAUUCCGCCAAUGGGAAACUCAUCGGCGACGCCGUGGGCGAGACAACGAAACCGAUCCUCAUUUACCCGCCUCUCUCCGCUGUCACUGCCCGGAUGUACCUGACGCAGGUUGCCUAUCAGGUUGGGAACUAUGAGUUGGCCAAGAAGGUCUUCUCACCAGUUUGGGAUUAUAUUGUUGCUUCUCCGAUUCAGGAUGAUCAGUCCGUUAUCACUCUAAGCAACAUCAUGACGGUGACACAGAGGAGAUUGCACUCUAAUGUUCUGGCCGACACUUCUUCGAUCCUCUUAUACCUUUUCCUUAGAAAUAUCUUUGUGAUGAGCGACAUUAAAAUUAAAGAAGAAAAUCUCUUCUGUGAUAAUAUUAAAGGCAAUGAGAUAUUCCCUGCCCAACAACUGGCCAGACUGAUGGAAUGUGAGAACGUGCUUGUGGCGCUAGAGCUCAGCAACUUCCUCAACGAUGCCAAUUACGCCCUUCAAGCAGUGACCCAGUGCUACGGGCUCCUGGCUCCCAUCAUCUAUCACAACAUUGUUUUAGUACCUGUCAUACAGAUCUUGAUAAAAUGUAUUGUGGUUUUGCAAGGAAUACCAAGUAUUGUUCACUCAAAGAAAAACAUUGCAAGCUUUGAGAGUAUCCAACACAUGAUAGCUUGCUGUAUCUUCUACAUGACCAAGAUUCUACGUUCCUGGAAGGAAUAUGACCUGGCGGUAAUGAUUAUAAAUUAUGGGAAAAAGACGUUGGACAUCACAUCGGGGUGCAAAUCUCUAUUUGGUAUGGACCAAGAUGAGAGUGGAGAGGAGGGUACUUGUUCUAAGAAAACUUCAAGAACCAAGAAGCCCCAGCAGGUGCUGUUGCCUGAAAAGAUAAACGAACAGCUGGCCUUGCUGGAGACACAUCUACUCAAACUGACAAAGCAAUUCACCUCAACUGAACUCUCUGGAGCAGAGGACCCGAUCUUUCUGUACCCUGUGGUUCUAAACUGGUCGGUGAAAGGCGCCAUGAAGGAAGUCAUGAAAUUCAAGCAAAGACCGAGAUUCCUGGAAUUCUUUACACAAGUUAUGCUCAAAUGUAUGAAUGAUGAAAAGUUUCAACUCACGGUGGAGCUCACAGCUCCUGUUUAUGAGUUCUUGAAAAGGAGAAACGAGUCCCUCAUUGGAGUAAAAAGGUUAAAAUGUAAGGACAGUGUCUUGUGUAAGAAGGCACCCAAAGCUCCCAAGAAGUAUAAAGCUAUAGUUAUCGAGAUUGGAAAAAGUGGGGAUGUAUCAAGAAGAAGAAAAAAGAAAAAGGAAACUUUAAAAGAAUUUUUCUCCAAGAACCCAUCCAUUCAUGAUCUGUCGGAGCAGGAUAGAAAUAAGAGAAGUGAUGUCAGAAAAAUGGCAUACCGAAGCCUGACAGAUAACUUGAAUCCCAUAAUAUUAAAUUAUGUUAAAAGAAAGAGGUUUCAUCAAAUACUUCUUGAAGAGCUCCCUUGGAGAUCUCAGAUGAACUUGUAUCUGGCGAGUGCACACUUCCACCUGUUCUUCCAAAAGCUGUCCGAGCGCACGAAGAUGAGAUUCACUUCUUCGCGUUCCAAUGUCAGUUUCCGAAUAUGUGACCCUAACCUCUUCUCACUAUUCCACUCUGGAACUGUGUUACCAACAGCAAAGCUGACUGUAGACAGCUACAAAGCAAUGCUGGAUGUCCUCAUUGCUUCCAAAAGAAAGAAGCCUAACCUAGCCACAGAUACAGAAGAUCUUUCUGCAUUUUGGAAUUCCAAAAGUGAAGAUAAUAUUUCCAAGAUAAAAACACAGACAAUUUAUGAUUCCGAAUCUCAAUCAGGCAUUAAUAUUAAUGCCAAAGAGAAGGAUCGAGCACUGAACUGGGGACUGGAUCAUUUUAUGAACAUCUUCUCAUGUUGCAGGAGAGCUAUGGUUCUUGCUCACCGUGGUGGCUAUUGGACUUUACUGCAAAAUUGCUGCAGGAUGUUCUGGAACUUUUCCCGGGAGCUCCAAAUACUACUGAAGCAGAUUAUGGAUACUUACAAAACUUUCCCUAUUACCCAGGAUGGCUUUCUCUGUACCUGUGUGUUACCAUUCAGCCUGGGUACAGAAUUACUUAUUGACAUGUUAAUUAAGCUGCAGAGCACCAAUUCUAUCAAGCCGGUGGAAGAGAAAGGUGACUUCAGCGUUCCCAGCUGUUACGGGAACAUCAAAUACGAUAACGGGGGUUCCAGCCUGACUUUCGAGCAUCCUUUGGAUGACAUCAAUGUGGUUGAUCUGAAAUGGAUCCGUGACUUCGUGUUAAAGUCUCUGGAGCUUCUGUACCAAGUGGAGAAAUGGGAGACACUGGUGUCUCUCGCCAUCCAGUUCAACAUCAUUUCACACGAGAGGUAUACGGAGCAAGUGACGCCGCUGUUGGUGUACGCACAGCGCCAGCUGCUCGUGAGGAUACAAAAGUUCGGGGGCCCCGAUGUCUCUCAACAGGCUUGUGCCAGAUACGAGGCUGAAAAAGGAGAGAAGAUAACCUGCCGGAACUUCAUAGGGAAGCAAUUCACCAUCGACCCUUCUUCGCCCAAGACGCUGGUCGAAGCAGAAGGCAGCCCUGACCUGCUCAAGACUCUGAUCCUUUCAGAACAUAAUCAGGCCAAACAGCUUGUCUGUGUGCCUGUGGACGUGGCAGACACUUUGAGAUGCUUUCGAGAGAGCCUGGAAAAGUCCAAGUAUCAUAACAGAUCAGUCCGGCACAGCAGAAAGCUGCUCUCGUUACUUAUUGCACAGACACAAGGAGACAGAGGAGGGGCCAACAACCCGCAGUUCUCCUCGGGAAAGGUGGACUUCUGCCUGGGAACAGAAGAGAUGCACAUGCCGAUACCCCCUGACCUUUCUCAGGAAAACUUCCGAGUUUUCAGCUCCGUGGAGAAAAGCAAACUUCCCUAUUCCCAGCUGGGGCUGGUGAUUUCUUCCCACUACCAGACCAUCGAUGUUCUCCAAGCCAGCAACCAAAGGAGCCUUAAAGUCCAGGUGUUGCAUGCACUCGGAAAUCUCUUCAUCUUCGCCGAGAAGAAAAGGGCCGCUUUUAAGUGCUGGUGUCAAGCUCUUGAUGACAUAUUCAGAAAGCCAGAUGCGCUGCACACCUGGAAGGAAUUCGGCACCACCCCCCUCCGCAGUGCCACCAACAGCUGCUCCCCUCCUGAUUUCAAAGACUACAGUGAAGAGUUUCUAUCAAAGCUGGGCAUUUGGGGGUGUUUACAAGGGGCAGUGAUAGCAGCAAAGAUAGCGCAGUUUAUUAAGACCGCAAAUGUUAAGAAGAGAAUCAACGCUUGCAUCCUGUCUGCACUGCUUUUUCAGAGUCUGCUUCGUACUACACUCCCACAUCCCAAAGCUGAACGUAGCUAUGCUCAGUACGAAAUCACUCAGCUCCUCCCAGGCAUCGAACUCUUCACGGAUAAAUUCAGGGCUGACAUCUCCAGUGUUGUUGCAACUCUAUACUACGUCAUCCGUGAACUGCACUACGCUAAGUACAACCUCACAGUUCUGCCUCUCCUUGCAUUGUACCAGUAUUUUGUGACUAUCAUUUGCCAAGACAUAGUCAGGAAUCUAGAAGUAAGAAUCCUCAAGAUCGAAAUCCUUAUAGAUUUAGGCUUUUUUUCUGAGGCCUUUUUUGAGCUAUCCCAGAUUUUUUAUGGAAAAAACAUGCCAUGCGCCAUCCCUGCUGGCUACAAAGCUACAGUGAAAGUUAAGAUAACUCAAUCAUUUGACUCUGGAAAACCUCUUUUCAAUAAAGACAACAUACAGGCGCUUGAAGACUUAAUGAACAGAGGCUUGCCUCUCAUUCUCGUUACUCUUGGCCACCAGCAUCUCUUAAAUAAAUUUAAUUUUGUCAAGGCAUACUUCUUCUUAAGUUUGGCUGCAACGAUAAACUGUAUCCCAGAUAAUUCACCAAGAACACUGUACCACGCCAUUGUUGAGAAGAGCAAACCCAACCUCCCAAACCUGAAAGAUUUUUUCCCAAAAGAUAAUGAAAACUCACACUGUCAACUUUUGAAAUUUAGAGAUGAGUACACUCUUAGCAUGAUAAAGUCAAUUUUACUGAUGGAGGCUGAAGACAGGCUCAACUGCCUGGUGUCUGAGAUGGAGCAUCAAUGUCACAAGCCCCUCUGUCAGUGCUCUGUUGGGGAGCUGGAGACCAUGGUGGAGGCCAGACUUCAGCUGGCAGCAAUUGCCCUACAGAGACACCGGGCAGCAUAUGGGGCCGCGAUAGUGUAUUCCACACUCAAGCUUCUCCAGGAUUCGAAGGUUUUUAAGAAGAGAAUGCCUGAAGACUCAGACAGCCCCACCUCUCCAGGAACUUCUACCAUAGAAAGUAAAGACGAUAGCGAGUUUUUAGACCCGAUUUCCCUGAAUGCCCGGGAGUAUUUCAACAUUCACCUUUGGCUGAGGUGCCGCUUGAUGCUUGUGACUGCCUUCGUGACACAGAUUCACGGUGUUGGAGUCAUGAAAGAGAAUGACAUGACAGACUAUCUCAGCCUCAUCAAUGAAGUGUGCAUGGAGGCAAAGAGUGCGGAUGACCCAGAGCUCCUGGCCGAGUUCCUGAUGCAAGCCGUGAUCCUGGGGCUUCAGGAAAAGCACUUAAAGGCAGACAUCAUAAAAAACCUUCAGGAAAUAAUCCAUUUGCUGGAAGGCAAUGAGUUCCUUUCUCCUCGAUCUUGGCUAACCCUGGCGAGAAGCCUCGUUCUAAUGGACGACUUAACAAAAGCCGAGAAAUUCAAGCAGGCGUCUUCAAAAGAGGGCACAUUAACUUUCCUGAAUCAAGCUCACAGCAUCCUUAUCGCACAGAUGCUGACUUUUGGAGAGACAAUGGAAUUCCCUCUCUCAGGUGCUGACUAUGCAAAUCCACUACAGCCUUUGAAAAAUAUCUACCUUCCUCAUGUCAUGUUACUGGCCAAAAUAAAACUGAGAAUUGGACACACAUUGUCCAAGCAGGUGUAUUCCAACACCAAGAAGAAGGACAUCACCAAGUGGUUGCCUGCUCUUCACAUCUUUGAGAUGGCCCUGAAGCUCUGCCAGGUGACCGCAGCAGAGGAGUAUGAGGUGGAAGCUGAAAUUCUGUUUCAGAAAGGCAGAAUAGAGCGUCAAAUUCUGAUAGAAGAGAAAUCUCCAGUUUCACAGAUAGAGAGUUUUUUCGAAGCUAUUCAAAUAAGCCUGAGAAACGAUCAGAACUCAGGGUUGAUAAGAGACUCCUACCUAGAAAUUGCCCUGGUGUAUUUCCAUCUGAAGAAGCCAAGGAAGAAAGUCUCAGCAACACCGUCAUCACUCAAGCCUCUUCCCAAAAGGCACAGUUUUAUUAAAGAACCAGUAGCAAGUCGAUUUGAGAUUUACAGCUCACUGGCCUGGAUUGCAAUACGAGCUGCUGCACAGGUCAGCGAAGCCGUGCUGGCCAUCAACCUCCUGAUUGGAAAGAAGAAUGCUAGAACCGACAAAGUGAAUCACAUGGCAUUGCUGAACAUUCCAGAGUUUGCCACCGUGGAUCUUUUUUCUUCAUAUGCAGAUUAUCUACUUGAAAACUACCAAGUGGCUUUCCAGACUGGUAGUUCACUGUACCUAAACGAAGAUGUUUAUGAUAGUGCGGAUGUUAAAAGAAAGGGUUACAACAAAGUGGAUAUUACCUGGAUCCUGCUCAUUCGCUACUACAUACACCUGCAAAGAAUUAACAACAUGAGCAAGCUGCUAGCAUCUGCAACUCCAGUCUCAGGGAUUUCUUUGCCCGAUGAUAUGCUCCUCACAUCCCUGUUCAACUCUGAACUGAUUUUGCGCCAAAAAGAAAUGCAUCUUUUCCUGAGACGAUUCCUACAACUCUACUCUUCCUCGUGCAUCGAAGGGUUUCCAAGGGAACUUCUUCAAGGUGUGGAAAACUUCGUUCCACUAGAGAAAGUCCUGUUUGAUUCAUCAGGCAAGGUUCAUCGGGACAGCUCUGUGCAGUCUGAUAUCUCUGGGAAGCUCCUCGGCAGUCCGUCUUAUACAGAAUCCUCGUCAGAAAUGGCAGUACAGGCACUAAACAAAGAACUCUGCUUUCAGUGGUAUAUGCCUCCCCUGGACAAACCUCCGAAGGAUACGGAACCCAUGGUCUUAUUAUUGUACGCAUAUAACUUGAAGCCUCUGAAGAUUUCCGAUAUUAAAGUGCCCACUGGCAACAGCGUGUGUGUUGGCACCUCCUGGUUUCCACUGAACAGAGUCAUUGCAAUUCACGAGAAACUAUCCAAUCUUGCGCAAAUAGCUGAGCUAUCAUUACCAUCGGUUCCCGAAAUUGCUUCAGAGGAAAAUAUAUAUGAAUCAGUAGACUCUGAGGAUAAAUCAGCUGAUACAGACAUGGAAAACAUGAUCCUUGAAUGUUGCUCUGAAAUAAUGGCUCUGUUUUCCACCGACAGAGACCCCACUCCACUGACUGAGGUUCCCUUUGAUGUCUCCCUGCCUGCUAUAUUCAAUCUUGAGAGACUUUUUGAUCUUGCCAAUGGUUGUAUCGUGUCAGUAGGAAGCCUUUUCAACUGGGUGGUGUCAAUUAUUCCCUGAGCAUCCUUUACAGGGUAACUCUAAGGGAGAUUUAAUUGUUACUGAUUUUUUGUUUGUUUGAAUGAAAUUUCUAAAUUUUUUAAUCUCAUAAAUACCAAUAUUUUCUCCUA
This is a messenger RNA of Peromyscus maniculatus bairdii (prairie deer mouse), 9771 nucleotides long. RefSeq names its product cilia and flagella associated protein 54 (gene Cfap54). NCBI's taxonomy places the organism in Eukaryota, Metazoa, Chordata, Mammalia, Rodentia, Cricetidae. Gene Ontology annotation, biological process: cilium assembly. The record is from RefSeq and is a predicted model, not a curated record.